AUGGCUCGUGGAGACGGACAUCUAUGGACGGAAACAUAUGAUAGUUCCACGGUUGCUUUCAUGAUCCUAGGUGCUGCCCUGGUUUUCUUUAUGGUGCCAGGACUAGGAUUUCUUUAUUCCGGCCUGGCAAGAAGAAAAUCCGCACUGGCCUUGAUUUGGGUGGUCAUAAUGGCUACUUUAGUCGGCAUACUACAAUGGUAUUUUUGGGGUUAUUCAUUGGCGUUCUCCAAGACUGCUCCGAAUAAUAAAUUCAUCGGAAAUUUGGAUUCAUUCGGGUUUAGAAACGUUUAUGGUAAGACGUCAGAGGAUUCUACAUAUCCUGAAUUGAUUUAUGCCAUUUUUCAAAUGAUGUUCAUGUGCGUGGCAUUGAGCAUUAUAGCCGGUGCAACUGCAGAAAGAGGUAAGCUUUUCCCGCACAUGGUUUUCCUUUUCGUUUUUGCCACUUUGGUUUACUGCCCCAUUACCUAUUGGAUUUGGGCCCCCGGUGGGUGGGCUUUCCAAUGGGGGGUUUUGGACUGGGCUGGUGGUGGAAACAUUGAAAUUCUAAGUGCUGUGGCUGGUUUUGUUUAUUCUUAUUUCCUAGGGAGAAGAAAAGAAAAUCUCUUAAUCAACUUUAGACCGCAUAAUGUGUCCAUGGUCACUUUGGGUACUUGUAUCCUUUGGUUCGGUUGGUUGCUUUUCAAUGCAGCAAGUUCAUUGUCUCCAAAUAUGAGAUCAGUCUAUGCCUUUUUGAAUACGAAUAUUAGUGCCACCACGGGUGGGAUGACCUGGUGUUUAUUGGAUUAUCGUUCUGAAAAGAAGUGGUCCACUGUUGGGUUAUGUUCAGGUAUCAUUUGUGGUUUGGUUGCGGCCACUCCGAGCUCCGGCUGUAUUACUCUCUAUGGUUCCUUGAUCCAAGGUAUAAUAGCGGGUAUUGUUUGUAAUUUUGCCACAAAGAUAAAGUACUACUUAAAAGUGGAUGAUUCGUUGGAUUUAUUGGCAGAACACGGCAUUGCUGGCGUAGUAGGAUUGAUUUUUAACGCCUUAUUUGCUGCAGAUUGGGUAAUUGGGAUGGAUGGUACGACUAAGCACAAAGGGGGGUGGUUAACGCAUAACUGGAAACAAAUGUACAUUCAAAUCGCUUAUAUCGGAGCAUCGGCCGGUUAUUGUGCUGUUGUUACAGCGCUCAUUUGCUACGUAUUAGGUAAAAUUCCCGGUGUCCAUCUGAGAGUCACGGAGGAAGCUGAAGCUUUAGGAUUGGACGAAGACCAAAUUGGUGAAUUCGCCUACGAUUACGUGGAAGUUAGAAGAGAUUAUUACCAAUGGGGGGUAGACACCGAUGCCCUACAUACCACAUGCAACGGCGCUAAUUCUGCAUGUGAAACAAAUUCCACUGAGGACAGUCAAAACUCAUCGCUAUCUUCAGUCACAGUCAAUGGCCAAAACGAGAAAACUAACCAUCCUGACUUACGACAUUCAAAAAAAGCAUAA
Saccharomyces kudriavzevii IFO 1802 is the source of this 1470-nucleotide messenger RNA. RefSeq names its product ammonium permease MEP3 (gene MEP3). The transcript has a single exon. Gene Ontology annotation, cellular component: plasma membrane. Bases 1 to 1470 code for a protein of 489 amino acids. Gene Ontology annotation, molecular function: ammonium channel activity. Gene Ontology annotation, biological process: ammonium transmembrane transport. The record is from RefSeq and is a predicted model, not a curated record. NCBI's taxonomy places the organism in Eukaryota, Fungi, Ascomycota, Saccharomycetes, Saccharomycetales, Saccharomycetaceae.